CCAAAUCAAAGAAAAAAAAAUACAAACAACAACAUGCCUAAGAACCUCCAAAAAUCCCUACAAGAAUACCUCUCCAAGAUCAAAAAACAAACUCCACACCUACAAUUUUCUCAUAGUUCCCUCUCCUCCACCACUAGCAAGAUCUUAUCAGGGUGCAAGCACCCCAAGAGCCUCUCGUUUAACGGCGAUCGCAAGUCUCGAAAGAAUUAUCAAGAUAAUCACAACCACAAUAAUGAGACAGCGGCCACCUUAGAAGACAUCGAUAAAUUCCUUAUCGAGAAUUUUAAGUCAUUGUACACUCAAGACCAUGAUAAUAACAACCAUAACAAUAUUGAUUACGAAUUUACUCGUAAUAGUAAACAGAAAGGAAAAGCUCAAGAGUAUCAACUAGGCCCAAAAGAUGAUAUUACUCUUAAGGGAGUAGGGAUACUAUUUGACUCCCCGAGAUUCUUUACUCCCCCUUCUGACCUUUGUGGGUUCCAUCGUUUUUUUACCUCCCCAGUCUCCUCAAGCUCGUUAAUCGAGGAGGCGAGGAUGAGUCAUGUGGGGACCACAUCAACCUCCGAGGACGGCGGGUCCACUUCAGCCUCCACGGUGGACACCCGGGCCCACCCCGACGACUUUGUUAAGGAUGACACGUUGGUGAUUCCGGGAGGAAUAGAAGAUUGCAUUGCACUCCUAACAGUGUCACCAAGUCCAUAUCAAGAUUUUAGGAGGUCCAUGCAAGAAAUAUUAGAAGCAAGGAUUAACAACAAUCAAAGGGUAGAUUGGGAUUUCUUAGAAGAACUAUUAUUUUGUUACUUAAGGUUGAAUGAGAAAAAACAAUAUAGGUACAUUCUUAGUGCAUUUGUGGAUUUAAUUGUGGUUUUGCGUCAAAAUUCGAGCAAUAGAGGGCCGGAUAGGCCACGGAGCUAGUUAAGAAGCACCAACAAUAACCCAAAAAAUUAAGACAAUUUGCUUUCUCAUUAAUCGAAAUCAAUUCAUGUGGAAUGUUAUGGGGAUAAACGUUGCAAUGAAUUUCAAAUAAUCUUGUAUUUCCUUGAUUUAAGCAUUGCUUAAUACUCCAUUAAC
Beta vulgaris subsp. vulgaris (sugar beet) is the source of this 1071-nucleotide messenger RNA. Its product is annotated as transcription repressor OFP14. Gene Ontology annotation, biological process: negative regulation of DNA-templated transcription. The transcript has a single exon. The record is from RefSeq and is a predicted model, not a curated record. Bases 34 to 915 code for a protein of 293 amino acids. Lineage: Eukaryota; Viridiplantae; Streptophyta; Magnoliopsida; Caryophyllales; Amaranthaceae.